This is a messenger RNA of Verruconis gallopava, 2614 nucleotides long. RefSeq lists its product as uncharacterized. The record is from RefSeq and is a predicted model, not a curated record. NCBI's taxonomy places the organism in Eukaryota, Fungi, Ascomycota, Dothideomycetes, Venturiales, Sympoventuriaceae. The coding region runs from base 172 to 2589 and encodes 805 amino acids. The transcript has 3 exons.
CAUAGCCUUGCACCCAGCUUUUGCGUUUUGCUGCCUGCAGCUACAGCUUCACAGAAUACUCAUGCUCUGUCUCCGCCAUCCAUCUUCUUUUUCCUUUUGUUCUGGUUUGCAAUCUCCUCGUUGACACUCCUAUGUUGUGUGCCUUUCGACUGUUGACCCUUUGCACCGACAAUGGCAUCGCCUGGUAGAGAUCAAGUCAGCGAGCAUCAUCGUAGCACAUGCCCCCGCCUGCGCGAAGUGCCUUCCUAUAAACAAGACCCAGCCGCAUUCGCACAAAGUCUAGUGGAGCAUUCUGGUUUUGAAGCCGUAGCGCGAAGUUUCAGUCCCCCACCAAGCUACUCAUCUCCCCCUCCAAGCUACUCAAGGUUGGCACAGUUACCCAGGUUGACAAUACCGGCCGAUAAUUCCUCUCAGGAUCGGUCUGCUGCUAGAACGGAAGCCCCGGCCACUCCAGGUUCGUAUUCAACUGAUGGCGUUACAAACUCGCCCUCGGAUGCGGUACAGUCACGAUCGCAAGAUUCACCGCUCUCCAAGAUCAGACUCAAGAUCCGGAAACACAGCACUGGUUUUAGAGAUCGGUUGCGACGACCAGGCUUCAAUUCGCGCAAUUCCAGCAGCACAAUAAGCCCUUGCGACCUUUCUCCCUAUGUAUUUUCCGAUAUAGCCACCACACCGGACUCACCAAUGUCCGCAGCAGAGCUUGACGCUAUACCAGAGCUUGACAGCCAUACUAUACAGCCUCGAGAUCCAUGCUUAAAUGAGAAUCUCGAAUCACACCAUCUUUUAUCGGAUUCGGACCAUGGGCUGCAGCGUGAAGUUCUUACGACAGAACCAGCAAGUAUUAUCCCCACUCCUCCAUCGGUGCUGCCUACCACUUCUCCAUCCUCAAAUCAGAAACCUUCCUCAAGCGUAAACGCUGCAGAUCUCUCCGGUCGGCUACAGUCACUGCACAGAGACUAUGGACAGCAACGACAUGAUCUUGACAGUACUCUUUCUCCUUGCAGUCUUGUCUCCAGCCAGAACUCAGGCCACUUCGUCUGGAAGACCAACCUGUCAAGAUCAAAUGCAAUCAAGGAUGGCAUACCUCGCUCCCAGUGUCCUGAACCACCAUCGAGGGAAGAGGUACCAAAUGUCCUGCCAGAAUCACGAAGACUGGAUGGAAGGCUUGAAGGAUUGCCUCGACUUGUCGUACCAAAUAACGGAACGCUACCAAAUAUCCCAGCCAUGGGAGAUGUGCAGAGCAGAAUAGAGCAGGGAGAUUAUGGAAAGGAGCUAGUCGCCUCUACAGAUUCGGCUGCUGGGGUCUCGGAACAAUUAUGCCGAUCACUGCGAUGGAAUUCCUCACGGAGCAUGUCAAGCAGAGCACAAGUGCCCAUCUCACAGGCUAUUGAUGCAGCAGAUGCACCUGAAGUCGUCGACAAUGAAGGAUCGAUGUAUCCCCUCUCAACGUUGAAAGCUGCAGCUUGGCAACGAUCUUAUUCUGCCAACAAAUCAUAUCAAAUAUCUAGUCCUCAAACUUCCUUUGUUGGCUCAUUGUGCGAUGUCAUGGUGUACGCCGUCACGAAAGGAACAGAUUUUCUGAAAACCCGUUACGGACCCGAACCCCCUGUGGAGGAAAGUCAUGUUCGAGUGCGAUGGCGAUGUAGUUGCGGUGAGGAUUUAUAUGACGACUACAUCGAGAAUCGUCCUGGAGCGGCGGCUGAACUGGAGGCAUAUCUUAAUAAGGCAACCGAUCAUGCUGGCUUCAGGAUAGUGAACAGUCAGCCAUCGAGUGCAGCUGAUUCGGUCUUCUCACCCGGUACAGGACUUAGUCCACAAAGUUCGGCGUCGAGCUGGUCUUCCCCAAGUGUCUCAUCACCAGCUUGCCCUUCUCCGUAUGAACAACGUUGGACGGAAAUGUCAAGGGGAAACGCACUUAAUUCGACCCACAAAUCUUAUCACUCAAACCUCAGCACCUAUGUAAACCCUCUUUGGCUAUACGCUUGCAUGAACGAAGGCAAAUGGUGCACAAAGAUGAGGCACUUGGACGUGAAUUUCGCAAGGAUAGGUUCAGAUAAGGAUCUUGCUCUCGCGCUGAGCAACCUUUACACGCAGGUCAACAAGAAGUGGACCAAGAUCUUGAAGCUGAGAGGUCUCACUAGCAUCCGAUUCGUGCAGUUCGAACUGCACCGAAACCGCAUCGCCGACAUAUCUCGCUCACCAGCGCUCCCGGAUCCAUUCAGCGCCGAAGGUUUCUCCUAUGAGUUCGAGCCACAUGAUUUAAACCCACCAGUAGGAUCAAAUUAUCUGAUGCACCUCUUCAAACACCCCGAGGACUACGACAACGAACUUAUCACGUACUCGCGAACGCCAAAGAGACGAGACAGGCUCGAGUUGGGGACUGGCUGGGGUCUUGAGCUGGUAGAAGAUUUCUUGGCUGAACGAGUAUGGGGAGCGCUUUUAGCGAUGCUCAUGUUGGGAAGCAUUAUCUUCACAAUCACAUGGGCGUACAAAAAGGGUGAUGAUAUUCGGGGUGCUUUUGGAGUGGCUUGUUACACGGUGACAGCAGCUAGCCUUUUGCUUGCUUGGGCCCAGGCAGCGUUUGAUUAGGAUACCCCCCAGCUUCAAAAUAAAG